UAUCCCUUGAGCUUUGUGUCCAAGCAGCUGGAUUGUUCUGGGCUCAGCUAUCCCAUGGCUCCUGCUCUUUUGCCUGCCACCCUUCCUCUGUGUGUGUGUCUGCUGCUGGCUUCUGGCUUUGCCCAGGCAGGCAAGCUGCUGGUGGUGCCCAUGGAUGGCAGCCACUGGUUUACCAUGCGGUCAGUUGUGGAGGCAGUUGUUCACAGAGGGCAUGAGUUGGUUGCUGUCAUGCCAGAGGUGAGUUGGCAACUGGGACAGUCACUGAAUUUUACGGUGAAGACUUAUUCAACUUCUUACACUCUGGAGGACUUGGACAGAGAAUUCAAGUUUUUUGCUGACACUCAAUGGAAAACUCCAGAACAAAGUAUGUAUGGUCUAGCAAUGGGUUCAUCCAAAGCAUUUUUUGACAUCACUUUUUCACGGUGUAGGAGUUUGUUUAAUGACAAGAAGCUAGUAGAAUACUUAAAGGAAACCUCUUUUGAUGCAGUGUUUUUGGAUCCUUUUGAUGUGUGUGGCCUAAUUGUUGCCAAAUACUUUUCUCUUCCAUCCGUGGUCUUCACCAGGGUAGUGUUUUGCCAUCACCUUGAAGAUGGUGCACAGUGUCCCAGUCCUCUGUCUUAUGUUCCCAGAUUUUUAAUGAUGUCCUCAGAUGCUUUGAGUUUCAUGGAGAGAGUAAGGAACCACCUGAACUACUUGGAAGAACAUUUAUUUUGCCCUUAUUUUUUCCAAACUGCCUUGGAAGUCGCCUCUGAAAUUCUCCCAACACCUGUCACAAUAGGUGAUCUCUUCAGCCAAAUAUCUAUUUGGUUGUUAAGAACUGACUUUGUUUUGGAAUAUCCCAGACCUGUGAUGCCCAACAUGAUCUUCAUUGGUGGAAUCAACUGCCACCAGAGGAAGCCACUACCCAAGGUAUGUUGUGUCUCCCUUAGCACACUGCGGAAAACCUGGCUUUGGGUGUUAAGAAAGAACCCUUACUGAGCUGUGAUUCUUUAUUAACAUCCAUCUUUCUGGGUUAACAAUUGUUUGGUGCCUAUUCAUUAAGUGUGGGUUAGAAAAUUGUAUAAAGCUGGCCUCAUUGAUAUUUAUGUGCAUAUCAGUGAUGGAAUUCAUGUCAUUUCUAAGUUUCAUUUCUAUU
Messenger RNA from Ictidomys tridecemlineatus (thirteen-lined ground squirrel), 1135 nucleotides. The record is from RefSeq and is a predicted model, not a curated record. NCBI's taxonomy places the organism in Eukaryota, Metazoa, Chordata, Mammalia, Rodentia, Sciuridae.